Daucus carota subsp. sativus is the source of this 1698-nucleotide messenger RNA. RefSeq lists its product as uncharacterized. Lineage: Eukaryota; Viridiplantae; Streptophyta; Magnoliopsida; Apiales; Apiaceae. The record is from RefSeq and is a predicted model, not a curated record. Bases 221 to 1360 code for a protein of 379 amino acids. The transcript has 15 exons.
UAUAUUAAAUUAUUUAUUCCAUUAUUAUUCAGUUUCUUUCUGCUUCUCAAACAUACCCGGAGAGAGAAACAUUUUCAUUCUUGCCGAUCUCUCCUAUACAUACACACAAAUACAUGUCCGUAUAUAUAUAUCGACGCCCAUAUUUGUGUUCAUAUUGCUCAUUCUGCUCCACCCACUUGACGUAAGUACUAACCUUUUUAACUGAGGAAGUUUACCAGACAUGGGAAACAUCCAUCGCAGUGGCCCUUUUAAAAAAUCAAAUGACAGUGCAAGACUUGUUAUAACAACCAUCAUGGGAAUGGUAUUCGGUUAUUUUAUUGGUAUUUCAUUUCCGUCAGUUUCGCUUACCAGGAUUAACUUACCUUCGAGCCUUAUGUCAUCCCAUGAUAAUAUCAAAGUUGCUGACCGUAGUUUUCCUGAAAAUCUUGGUUCGGGUAACACACCUACAAUACCUAAGAUCUUUGUUCCAUCUAAUCCUCGCGGUGCUGAGACGUUGCCUCCAGGAAUUGUGGUUUCUGAGACAGAUUAUAUGUUAAGAAGAUUAUGGGGUGAUCCAACUGAGGAUAUUAAAAAGAAACCAAAGUACCUGGUAACCUUUACAGUUGGUUUUGAUCAGAGAAACAAUAUUGAUGCUGCAGUCAAAAAAUUUUCCGAUGAUUUUCAAAUUAUGCUUUUCCACUAUGAUGGUCGAACUAGUGAAUGGGAUCAGUUUGAAUGGUCAAAGCGUGCCGUUCAUGUCAGCGUUAGGAAACAAACAAAAUGGUGGUAUGCAAAGAGAUUUUUGCAUCCUGAUGUUGUAGCAGCCUAUGAUUACAUUUUUAUUUGGGAUGAAGAUCUUGGUGUUGAGCACUUCAAUGGGGACAAGUUUAUUGAACUAGUAAAGAAACAUGGUCUCGAGAUAUCCCAACCAGGUCUUGAACCCAAUAAUGGACUCACAUGGCAGAUGACAAAGAGGAGAGGUGACAGAGAAGUUCACAAGAAUACAGAAGAGAGACCAGGCUGGUGCAGUGACCCCCAUUUGCCUCCAUGUGCUGCAUUUGUAGAGAUUAUGGCACCAGUAUUUUCUCGAGAAGCUUGGCGGUGUGUGUGGCAUAUGAUUCAGAAUGAUUUGGUGCAUGGGUGGGGUUUGGAUUUUGCCCUGAGAAGAUGUGUGGAGCCUGCACAUGAAAAAAUCGGUGUUGUUGAUUCACAGUGGAUUAUUCAUCAAGUAAUUCCUUCUCUUGGGAGUCAGGGUGUCUCCGAGGAUGGUAAAGCUCCAUGGGAAGGGGUGAAACAAAGAUGCAGAAGUGAGUGGGCUCUAUUUCAAGACCGACUUACCAAUGCAGACCAGGCAUAUUUUAUGCAGAAGAAGAAGGGUUAAUGCACAGCACAUGUUUGGCAGCACCACCUUGUACAUUUCCUUUUCUCGUUAUCUCUUUAUUCCAUUCAAGGUAUGCAAAGGGUCUUUUAAAGCCCUUUCCUUUACGCCAGGCAGAUAUAUAUAUUAUAGAGUACCGUGGGCUCCUGCAUAUUAUGUACUAUAUGAAGUGGUCGAGAGGAUGUAGGUUGUUUGUGCAUAUACAUGAACGUUGAACUUAGAGGUUCAACUUCUGUACUAUAUCCGGCAAUCUUUCCAUGUUUGUAGUUGUACGGCUGCUAAUUAUCUGGUUGUUGUACUGUCGACAGAUCAAAGUUAAUGCUCAGAAUUUAUUAAGACAA